Psilocybe cubensis is the source of this 618-nucleotide messenger RNA. RefSeq lists its product as uncharacterized. NCBI's taxonomy places the organism in Eukaryota, Fungi, Basidiomycota, Agaricomycetes, Agaricales, Agrocybaceae. The record is from RefSeq and is a predicted model, not a curated record. The transcript has 3 exons. The coding region runs from base 1 to 618 and encodes 205 amino acids.
AUGUUCGCUAAAUUCGCUGCUGCACUUACUGUCGCUAUUUCUGUCCUCUCUGCUGGUGUCUCUGCCGCCCCCACGAACACCGAUUUAGUCGCCCGCGGUGGAUUCCACUCCUUCAACGGCUACCAAGGACUCAGUUCCUUCCACAACUUCGACAACUUCUAUGGAGCCGAUAACUUUGACAAUAGCCACUUCAGCGAGAGCUCCAUCUCCGUAGUUAAGGAGAAGGAAGUCGUCUGCCACUCGCAGAGCAUUACCAUCAUCCAACAGCGUCUCCUCGUCCUCCAGGAGAUGGCCAAGCGCAUCAUCUCCGAGCAGAUCUGUGAAGUUGAGACUCAAACCGUCGUCUUCGAGCAGUUCCACUCAAGCCUGCACGGCUUCAGCCGCGACCUGCGCCGCUUCUCCGGUCGCAACGUCGGCUACGAUUCUGGAAUCCUCUCCCACUUCAACGACUUCUACGAGAGCGACGGCUCGCUCAGCGUCAACGACUGGGGAUUCUCCGGCCACGACCUCGGCAACUCCUACAUCGUCCCCAGCGGCAACAACUGGGACAACAGCCGCUCGUUUGGCUCUGUCGGAAACGCCUACAGGUCCGCCCGCUCUGCUGUCACCAAGUUCUAA